CGCUGUCUUCCAACAUGGGCAUCACUGACGCGAAGCUGGAGAAAGAAAAGAAUGAUAGCAUGGCCAGGAUUGCCAGAGGCGAAGAUGCGAACACCUUCGCCCUCACCAGCAUGACCAGGGUUAUGAAAGUUUCCAAGUAUUUCAGGGACGCAACGAGCAGAUGGCAGAUUGGCGCACUACUGAUUGGAUGCGCUCAGAUCGAGAAGCUCCAUUGGCAAGUGCUUGGCAGCACCGCAGAGAACAGGCGCAAGGCGAACCUGACCGACCUGGUCGACCCGCAGGUGAGCAUCACCGGUCAGUCCCAAGCCCAGCUGCUACGAUUGCUGCAGGAGUGGAACUUGUCAGACGCGAGUCCAUGGCGGCUGCUCGCGUUCCUUGGUUUGCAGGAUCUUCGUGCCGCAGAUGUCCGAGCUUACUCGAGGAGCCUGGUGCUAUCGGUCAGUUGCAGUCUGUUCCAGCGUCUAGAGGCCCUCGUGGGAGCGACCACCGCGUUGACGCCGAAUGUUCGGCAUGCUACCUGGCCCUACAAGCUGCAGUGGCUCAUAUCUCCGAACGUUUCUGAUGGAGACAGGGCGGGCGCUAUCCAGGAGUUCCUCGAUGCGAAUGACUGCUGCAUCGGGCCUUUUGGGCGCACGUUCAGGCGUCGCUUCCCCUCGCGCAGCGCGCUGCUCAGCCGCGAGGCUGCGGCGGCGAUAUUGUUCUGGCAGAGGGGGCUGUUGUUCACGACGGCCCCCGCCGAGUGCGAGCACAAGGCGAUGAAGGGGGAGAUGGCGACCAGCACCACGGGGUUGGCGCAUGGCCCAGUUGUUUGGCGGGCAGUGUGUCGGCACUUGGGGAAGGCCCACGAGAUCAGGGGCGGGUCGUCGUGCUCGUUGCCGCUCCGACGCUCUGUUCCAGAGGCGCAGGCCGUGCUCGGCCAAGAGAGGGGCAUGCCCAUCUGCGACUGCGCGGGUCCGCGCGCCGAUCCCCUUCAGCUGGAUGACCGCCCUGCAGAUGCGGCGGGGGACGGCGAUUCGGCCGACGAUGGCGACCAGCGCGACGGCGUCGACUUGGAGGAGCUAGUCAAGGGCGGCAACCCGAAGAUGGCCUACUCGAACCGCCAA
Messenger RNA from Prorocentrum cordatum, 1103 nucleotides. The record is from the annotation of a GenBank genome assembly. Lineage: Eukaryota; Dinophyceae; Prorocentrales; Prorocentraceae.